UCCUGCACCUUCUCCAUCUCCCCCCACAAUAAUAACAGCAGCAGCAUCCACGACUCGAUAAUUCCCGCAAAGCGGAAGCCAAACCCAAACAAACCCCAACCUGCAACCCAACGCAGACGAGUCGUCCAAGCAACCACCACCCGCGCCCACCUCUGCUCUGCUCUGCUCUCCUCGCCGAUGGAUCGCGCCCGCCUCGCCGUGCUCUCCGCCCACCUCGCCUCCCCCGCCGCCGCCUGCGGGGAGGCGGACGCGGCGGGGCCGCUGGAGAGGUCGGCGGCGUCUGCGGGGGCGCGAGGCGGCGCGCUGGCGGUGGUGGAUGGGAGGACGGGGAAGAGGUACGAGGUCAAGGUGUCGGACGAGGGGACCGUGCGCGCCACCGACUUCAAGAAGAUUACCACUGGAAAGGACGACAAGGGUCUUAAGAUCUAUGAUCCUGGUUAUCUCAACACAGCCCCAGUUCGCUCAUCCAUCUGCUACAUUGAUGGGGAUGAGGGAAUUCUUCGUUACAGGGGAUACCCAAUUGAAGAGUUGGCUGAAAGCAGCUCAUUUGUUGAGGUGGCCUACCUCCUGAUGUACGGAAGUUUGCCUACCCAGAGCCAAUUGGCUGGAUGGGAAUUUGCGAUUUCUCAGCACUCUGCUGUUCCCCAGGGACUCUUGGAUAUCAUACAAGCAAUGCCUCAUGACGCUCAUCCCAUGGGUGCCCUUGCCAGUGCAAUGAGCACGCUUUCUGUCUUCCAUCCGGAUGCAAACCCUGCUCUUAGAGGUCAAGAUCUUUACAAGUCGAAGCAGGUUAGGGAUAAGCAGAUUGUGCGAGUACUUGGGAAGGCACCAACAAUUGCAGCUGCAGCGUACUUGAGAUUAGCUGGAAGACCUCCUAUCCUUCCUACAAAUAGUCUCUCUUAUUCAGAGAACUUCUUGUAUAUGCUAGACUCUUUGGGUGACAAAGAAUACAAGCCAAAUCCUAGACUUGCUAGGGUUCUAGAUAUCCUUUUUAUUCUCCAUGCUGAACAUGAAAUGAACUGCUCUACAGCUGCUGCUAGGCACCUUGCUUCAAGUGGUGUUGAUGUCUUCACUGCUCUUUCUGGUGCUGUUGGAGCUCUAUAUGGUCCACUGCAUGGUGGUGCAAAUGAGGCGGUACUUAAAAUGUUAAAUGAAAUUGGAAGUGUGGAGAAUAUUCCAGAUUUCAUCGAGGGAGUGAAAAACAGGAAGAGAAAGAUGUCAGGUUUUGGGCACCGUGUUUACAAGAAUUAUGAUCCCCGUGCUAAAGUCAUCCGAAAGCUAGCAGAGGAGGUCUUCUCUAUUGUCGGACGGGAUCCUCUUAUCGAGGUUGCUGUUGCGUUGGAGAAGGCAGCAUUGUCAGAUGAUUAUUUUGUCAAGAGGAAGCUGUAUCCAAAUGUGGAUUUUUACUCUGGCUUAAUAUAUAGGGCAAUGGGAUUCCCUACAGAGUUCUUCCCUGUUCUGUUUGCAAUUCCUCGCAUGGCUGGUUGGUUAGCACAUUGGAAAGAGUCACUUGAUGAUCCAGACACUAAGAUUAUGAGGCCUCAGCAGGUAUACACUGGUGUUUGGCUGAGGCAUUACACACCUGUCAGAGAACGAGUCCCAGCAAGCCAGGGCGAACAGCUUGGUCAGAUUGCUACCUCUAACGCAACAAGGCGUCGGCGUGCAGGUUCUGCCCUGUAAGAUAGCUUCAAGGUACAGCAUCCAGCGUACAAAAUAAAAGCAAAGCUUCAUCCCUGUGCUAACAAGUCUACAUAUCUGCAUGAAUCUGGGAGCUGUAAGUCUUAAGUUGUCAAGUUCACGUAUAUAUGGGUAAUAAACUAAUAAUGCCACACCAGAGAGCACUGAGGCGUGCGUUGUAAUCGUGCUCACCCAAUGUACAUUUUCUCUUUAACUUGAAUUCUCCCAAGCAUGGAGAAUGAAAGGAUAUCUCUGGGCAGAAACUAUGAAAAUGCAAAAUUUGAAGAAGAUUUUCCA
Oryza sativa Japonica Group (Japanese rice) is the source of this 1974-nucleotide messenger RNA. Its product is annotated as citrate synthase 3, peroxisomal. Gene Ontology annotation, cellular component: mitochondrial matrix. Gene Ontology annotation, biological process: carbohydrate metabolic process; tricarboxylic acid cycle. The record is from RefSeq and is a predicted model, not a curated record. NCBI's taxonomy places the organism in Eukaryota, Viridiplantae, Streptophyta, Magnoliopsida, Poales, Poaceae.